Messenger RNA from Gamsiella multidivaricata, 2099 nucleotides. Its product is annotated as glycoside hydrolase superfamily. Gene Ontology annotation, molecular function: 1,3-beta-glucanosyltransferase activity; glucan endo-1,3-beta-D-glucosidase activity. The transcript has 2 exons. Lineage: Eukaryota; Fungi; Mortierellomycota; Mortierellomycetes; Mortierellales; Mortierellaceae. The record is from RefSeq and is a predicted model, not a curated record. Bases 60 to 1883 code for a protein of 607 amino acids. Gene Ontology annotation, cellular component: cell surface; extracellular region; fungal-type cell wall. Gene Ontology annotation, biological process: carbohydrate metabolic process; cell wall organization.
GAGAGGAGCAACAACCACACCAACAGGAGAAACAGCAGCAAGAGUACUUGAAUGAAUCAAUGCCAUCUUACGCUCAACCCAAUGAUCAAUCUAGCGGUCAAUCUAGUGGUCAGCCCAGUGGUCAACCCAGUGAAUGUAAUCCGUAUGAAUCAGAACACCUCGCCUCGGAGCAACAUAUUCGAGAUCAACAACAUAUGCAACUUCCAGUAGAGGGCCAUUCCUAUCAAUAUAUCCAGCAACCUACCCAUCAACACCUUCAACAGCGUUCUCCAAAACAGACUCCCUGCGUACAACAGCAGCUCCAGCAAUACCAUAAUCAAACACCACGCACUAUCGAGUACAUCAAUCCUGUAGUAGCCCAAGUCCACCCAACCCUGAUCCGCGACUCAUCCGAGCCCUCCUUGGUGUACGCGUCGGUCCAAAAUGACGGCUCCAAUUCUGCCUCAUUGAGUACUGCGGCAGAGCCUCCAGUCAUAGCAGGCGCAUCCACCGGUAGCUGCGACUCUUCUAUACUUGGAUCCAUCUUCAAACAAAAGUAUCGCCGACGUGCCUCCUCCGUUUUUGGCUGGGACUCUGAUGAUGAUUAUGAACUAGAUAUUGCCGCCGCUAAAGCCGCCGCCCCCGAAUCCGUCAACCACCCUCUUAACAAUGAAAAGAGUCCCUGGCUGCGAAACGAGAAUCGGAAACGGAAGAAGGUUCAGAAAUGUGUCUGUCUAGGAGUUAUUCUAGUCUUUGUAGCCUUCGUCAUCGUUCUAUUGUUCUGCUUCAAGGAGGAGAUCUUCCGCACGCUACCCAAAGGCGAACGUCCAAGGAAGGGCUUUGAUGGACCACCGCGGCCGAUCGAGGAGGUGUACGCUGUCAACAAGACCAUCACUCCGGAUCCUCGCCUUGGCAAGGUUUUCUACGGGAUCGACUACACUCCUGGAGGUGCCCAGGAACCAGACUGCUCGGUUAACCUCGGCAAUGUAAUUGAGGACAUGAAGUUGCUGUCGCAGUUAACCAGUCGCGUCCGAAUGUACGGCUUGGGUUGCCACCAGACUGAGGCAGUCCUGAAGGCCAUGGAUUAUUUGGGACUGCUAGACAUGCAGAUCAUCGUGACCCUCUGGGUUGACUCUAACCGCACCUACUGGGAACAGCAACAGAACAUCUUUUGGAGCCUCAUCGACAACGACCUGACAAAGGAUACCGGUUACGUCGGUGCAAGCGAUUUGAAUCAACAAGACCCCAAAGCGGCCGCUUCCGCAAAGAUUUCCAAGGUGGUAUCGAGGAUCAUUGGUAUAUCCGUCGGUAAUGAAGUCCUGUUCCGUAACGAGGAUAAGAAUAACGUUAACGAACAGGUUCCUGCGUCGGUACUGGAGGGCUACAUCAAUUCUAUCCGGCAGGGCCUUGCAUCGAGGGCGAAUGCAGCUACACCGUCUCCCAAUUCUGAUGUGGUAGCGUUGGGUCAACACUUGGCCCGAAUUCCAGUGUUCUCGUCGGAUCUGGGCCGUAAUGCGGACCAAAUUGUGAACAGCGUUGACUGGGUGAUGUCGAACAUUCAUCCCUUCUUUGCCUACACAGCUGUCAAUCAGGCUGCGACCUGGGCAUUUACGAACUUUAAGAACGAGACCGUGAAAGUAGCCGCAGGAAAAUCCGCAGUGAUCUCGGAGAUCGGAUGGCCAAGUGGGCCUUCCACUGCAAACUUGGGACCUGCUGUGCCUUCAAUCCAGAAUCUGCAGACAUUUCUCGACACUUGGGUCUGUCAGGCCAACAAACGCAACAUUCCAUACUUUUACUUUGAGGCCUUUGAUGAACCCUGGAAGCGCGUCCAAAAUCCUCGUGAGGCCCAGUGGGGCAUCAUGACCCCCGACAGGCAGCUGAAGGUCACCAUUCCAACCUGCUAGAUCUGCAUGGUUUUGCACUAAAGCGCAAAGACCGAAAGACGCUAUAACCUUAAGUUUACUUUCGUACCAUCUGUAGUAUGCUUUCUAUAAAACCAUGCUUGCCGAAGCACAUCUAGAAACAUAUAUGGCCUAAUAAAGCCUCCGGGGAGAGACUCCGGAUCUUUAUGGUUCACUAGAUAUCUAUCUGACUUGCAUGGUCUCGGGAGAAAAAAAAAA